This is a messenger RNA of Mycena citricolor, 1783 nucleotides long. The record is from the annotation of a GenBank genome assembly. Lineage: Eukaryota; Fungi; Basidiomycota; Agaricomycetes; Agaricales; Mycenaceae.
GGUGCGGGAGGUGGGUUGAUGGGUGUCGAGCUCCCCGAUGGGGAAAAGCCGGAGCUGGGGCCGGGGGUGGGUGAUGGUGAAGCUGCGGGGGCACCUUGGAGUUUCGCCAGACGUUUCAGGCGAAUCUGGAGUAGAUCAUCAGAGGAUGUGAGGCAGAGGACGAGUGGCUGCUUUUACGCGGUCGGCAUCUUCUUGAGGAGUGCUGGUAGACGGAUCACUCAUGCUUUCACCACCGUGUGUGUAUAAUUGACGAAAAUUUAGAUUAUGGAGGUCGAGUGGAAGCAGGUGGAAGCUUUGGCAACUCUGGUCGACUGCCUGAUGGAGGAGCACGUGAUGCCAAAUGCUCUGACACUUUCGGAGGCUCUGCUGUUCUUCCCACUCUCAUCCUCGGUAUCUUCACCAUGCUUGGCGCCCUCCAACACUGCACGUCUAGACUAUGGUCGCUCCGGUCUUUCUCUACAACUCCUGUCGUUGAGGCUGGCUACAAGAUGAAAACCCACUCCGGCGCAAAGAAACGAUGGAGGUCAUCUGUCGGUUCCGGGAAAUUCAAACGCGGUCAAGCCUUCCGCCAGCAUUUGCACGCAAACAAGCCUCCAGCACGAUUAAACAGGCUGGGCAACACCGUGUUUUCGACACCGACGCAGACCCACAAAUUGAAGAAGGUGCUAUUGCCGUAUGGGUCCGGCUAGUGCAAUGGUCACUCGAUGAACCCGCCCACCCGAGCCUAUGUAUCAUUUUGGUUUAGAUUUCAGUCCGAAAAAUCCACGAAUGUCCCUCUGUCGACUGUCCCUUGCCUCGCGUCCUAUCCCUCCUCUCUGCCUCUUCUGUGAGAAUCCCAUCGUCAAUUCCGUCGAUUGUUGUCCCCGCGAGAAUGUACAUACCACGGAGGACAAGUGACUGCACUCAUCGAAGUGGGAUACUCGCACCUGCAGCACUGUCGGCUCGGAGAGACCGACUGGGGGCUUUACCUUGUAUGAGGAGUCUCGUCAAAACCGUGUCUCUCGGGCGCCGCACCUUCUCGCUGAACACCACUCUGACCCAACCGGUGUUGCGCAGUCUCUGGGAAAGAGUGGCAGAGAGGUCCAAGGUCGGGUCGUACUUGGACAGCGCGCGGAUCGCCUCCUUGAUAAACAGACCGUGGCUCACGACGGCGAUAUGCACGGGCGCGCUGGCCUCGGCUUCCUGCGCGUCCUGCACGAAUCGAAAGAGCUCUUCUUCCCACAUCGUCUGCGCGCGCUUCAGCACGUCUUGUAAGCUUUCUCCCUGCGGAAACGAAUCGUAGCGUCCGACAUGCGGGAACCUUCCAGCCACGAAAUGCUGCUGAAGCGUCAGCGCGGGAUCGCGCCUUGACCAGGGUUUCCCCUCUGCUUCGCCAAAGUGCUGCUCCCUGAGCAGCAGAGAAGUCGUCAGGGAAAGGGGGUCCUCCUGCUUCUUCUGGAUCUCUUGAGCAGUCAUAUAAGCGCGUUGUAGGGGCGAGGAGUAUAUAGCUGUGAAUCUGGUUGCGGAAAGCGCGUCGGCGACGGCCUGCGCUUGCUAGACUCCAUGGUUGGUCAGUGUAGCGUCGCGCCAUCCAGCCCAAAGUGAGAGCUAUUCAACGACGUUUCACACAGAUGCGACUUAGCUGCAACUCAGAUGUGCUGCACUGACCACGUUAUCAGUCGACUCUCCAUGUCGGACCUGGGCCAGAACGUUAGUAUUCUUUGUAUUAGUCCUGGGAAGAUAUUUGACAAAAGUAAAAGUCGCCAGUGUCCUAGACAUUGCGCUAACCAAGUGCAGGCAUGAG